GCGCCCGAACUUGCAAAACAACGACGUCACUUAAGUGCGACACACAUUUCGUCUCCGCGAGAGCAGCAUGAUGGAGGUGUGCAGCUCUUCAAACGUCGCUCUGAGGGAGUUUGGUUGUGAACAGAGUUUGCUGUCUCGACCUGACGGUUCAGCGUCCUUCAUUCAAGGAGACACAAGUGUGUUAGCUGGAGUGUAUGGACCAGCCGAAGUCAAAGUCAGCAAGGAAAUCUACGACCGGGCAACUCUGGAGGUGCUGAUACAGCCCAAAGUGGGACUGCCAAGCGUAAGAGAGCGAUCACAAGAACAGUGUGUGCGAGAGACCUGUGAGGCCUCCCUGCUGCUGUCCCUUCACCCUCGCUCCUCCCUCACUCUCAUCCUUCAGGUCAUACAUGAUGACGGCUCACUCUUGUCGUGCUCUUUGAACGCCGCCUGCAUGGCUCUGAUGGAUGCAGGUUUGCCCAUGAGUUGUCUUUUCUGUGGAGUGACCUGCGCCAUCGAUGUGGACGGGCACAUCAUCACAGACCCCACAGCAGCUCAGGAGAAGGAAAGUCGAGCUUUAAUGACCUUUGCUAUUGACAGCAAAGAAAGCAGAGUGUUGAUGACGGUGACCAAAGGAUCAUAUUCUGUUAACGAGCUGCAGCAGUGUAUAGCAGUCAGUCAGAAAGCAUCAGAGAAGAUCUUCCAGUUUUACAGAGACUCUGUCGGGCGUCGAUACUCCAAAACCCUCUGAUGAAGCCGUAGAUCUUUUUUCUUAUCCUUUUUUUUUAUAAAAACAAAUAUUGAUGUUGUAAUAAAGUAUUUACAGACUGCUU
Notolabrus celidotus (New Zealand spotty) is the source of this 812-nucleotide messenger RNA. It is a transcript of the gene exosc5, whose product is annotated as exosome component 5. The record is from RefSeq and is a predicted model, not a curated record. Gene Ontology annotation, cellular component: nuclear exosome (RNase complex); nucleolus; cytoplasmic exosome (RNase complex). The transcript has 6 exons. Lineage: Eukaryota; Metazoa; Chordata; Actinopteri; Labriformes; Labridae. Gene Ontology annotation, biological process: rRNA catabolic process; poly(A)-dependent snoRNA 3'-end processing; U4 snRNA 3'-end processing. Bases 68 to 730 code for a protein of 220 amino acids.